AUGGCGUCCGUGAAAGCCUCAAACCAACCAAUUCCGCCAAGUGACGCCCAACACUCUUCUGCAAGGGGUGACUCUCGCGAUCAUGCAGCAAAAGUGACUCCUAAGACUCGCAAAGCCCCUUCAAAGAAAUCUUCACGAUCAACGUUGGAGCAUCUUCUCUCACCCACUUCGACGGACAAACUCGCGGACAAGGGGCCACAUCCCAACCUCCCUGCUGAGAACCUCGAAUCCUCCAACGGGCAGAGCAUCAUCUGGCUCGACAGCCAGAUUGUAGACACUGAUGCCCAGAAAGACCCUUCAGAGUCUCUCACUAAACUAGUCGAGUCCAUUCCUGCCCCCAACAUGGCUGGUACACAUACAAGACGAAAUGCAAAUGGGACUGUCGGUUCUGUCUACUCUGGUAACAAAAUACGGCAUCUCAAGAAGGAAGACGGCAUACCUUUGUGGAGAAAAGAUAUACAACUGGAGUUUCUACGUCGCGUGUUCGAAGACGACACCAAAUGUUUUACCAAGACAUCAGACAUGACUCCUGGUCAUUCAUUUGCCGAUAUAUAUAUUGAAGCGAUGGCAAACAGCUCGAAGACUAGCAAAGUGUUGAAGGAGAAGCUGCUCUCGGACCGACGAGGCGCCAUGAGUAUGGCAAUGAUAUGUUUGCUGGUCAACGUCGGCAGGAUGAAUACCACCUUGAACUGUAAGUUAGUACCCCCAAACAUGGAUGUGGCAAGCUCUAAGAACUUAGUCUUUCCCGAGAUGCGAGCCCAGUUACGGACCUUCCACGCGAUUCCUUCUCUUCAAGCAAACCAAGAUCCAAACGCCUAUAAACAACUGCAAGAUGCACCGCGCCUCAAGUCUAUCUUGAAAGGCGCUUCAGAAGAUAAGGAUCAGCCAAGUACUAUCGAAAAACUCGAGAAUACUCCAUCUCCUCGUACGAAUCCAGUCCAUUUGAUAUUUCUCCUUUCACAAUAUGCCCCAAAGGUCUCAGAGGCCCAUUUCAUACCUCCACGAGACUUUUUCGACCUAGUCAUGAGACCUACCCUGAGCAGCAAAAGCCGAGCGUGCGCCUUUCUCUGGCUCAUGUGGUGGUACCUCGAAAGUGACUUCUCUGCUGACGCUGCGCUACAUAAUCCGUUUGGGGAGGGUCAGCGGGGAGAAGACAGCGACGGGCUGCCCAUCAAAGUCCCGGCAUUUGAACACUUGACUGAAGCACAGGCGGAUGCAGAGAACGUAGACACUGAAGAGGAAAUGCAGUAUGGAGAGCGCAAACGGGUUGAGCGUCGCAAGAUCCUAGAAGAAGAUGAAACGGUUGGACCUCCACUAAAAAGGCAAAGAAAAGGCGACGACUCAAUCAUAGCUAUAUCAGAUACGGAUCCUACGCGGUCACCUUCUCCACCUAUCAAUUUACCAAGAAAUGAUAGCAUAGAUCAAAGCUUUGCUGCCCAAAGCCCUGUCAACGAGCAUGGAUAUCCGCGAUACCCUAGUAUUGCAAGCAAAAACGAGUCGUCCGCUAAUCAGCGCCUUGUUCUGAAAACGCGGUUGGACAAUCCAAUGAGCUCCUCCCCACCUCUACCACCCGGCUCUGGGCAUCCAGUCAUAAGUGCAAAUUCCAACGGACAUCGACGACCCCGACCACAAACGUCACACCAGAAAGCAGUGGACGAGAAUCGCAAGAUGCAUAUCGAUCAUAUCUUGCAUAGACAAAUGCAGUCGCAGCAGUCGCAGAUAAGGCGCCAGAAGCGGAGACACAGCAGUACCUUCGGUAUGAUGGUGAUGAAUCGUUUGAAAGAUCUACCCGAUAUGUACGACACUGAUGAUGAAAACUCGUACGGUCCUGGUGGCCUUGUGCCUAACAGAAACGAAAUUGAUGACUAUGGUGAGGAGGCUGUCAGAUACAGAAAGAUUAUUGAUCGGGCAAUACGGAGGCUGGAUAGAGAUCAAUACGGAAAGUCGGCUGAAGGACUGGUGCACCAUUACGAGCAGCAUUUAGGGGUUCCGCGGGAAUUUAACCGUGGCAGGGAACGACCCGAAAUGUAUACCCAUCAGGACGCUCACAACCGUGCCCACCUUCGAGGUGGGUCUAGACACCAGAAGGAUGCUGCAACAGAUGAGCAAUUGGAUGAUCUGGAUCUGGAUCUUCUCGGCGAAAAUCGCAAUAGUGAUCAAGAAGGCUACAGUGAGGAUUCGGAGGGCGAAGAUGCUGAUAUGACUGAAGAUGAUAUACCUACGUGA
Molecule: messenger RNA, 2226 nt
Organism: Bacidia gigantensis
Lineage: Eukaryota; Fungi; Ascomycota; Lecanoromycetes; Lecanorales; Ramalinaceae
Exons: 2
Coding region: 1-2226 (741 amino acids)
Cellular component (GO): Ino80 complex
Source: RefSeq, a predicted model, not a curated record